CCAAUAGGCACACUCAGUGCUGGGACCGGCCUGGGCUUGCAGACCGAAGCUCUGCAGAGCAGCCCCGGGGGCGCAGGCGAGCCAAAGAAAGAGGACCUUUAUGCCUUUUUGAGGGAAGCACAUUCUGCAAAGCUGUGGAAACAAAGAGAGGAACUGUUUGUAGCCCUAGUCCAGACGUCCCAAACAAACGAGCAGUGGAGAGAGAGAGAAACAUCAAUGUGAAAGAGAAACACCAAUUCAUUGCCUCCUUGAACAUGCCCCAACCGGGGAUCGAACUUGCCACCUAGACCGAGCGCAAGUGCCCCAGACACCUGGGCAUUGUGACUUGAAGAGCUACAGGCUUAGACUCUGCUCUCUCCUGCUGCCCUCUCCUGGUGGACGGUCGCUGAAGAUCAGACGCUGAGUCCUGGUGGAGUUCGUGGGGUUCCAGAUGUGCCCGGGUCUGGUUGCUGGUCUUGAAGCCAGACUCUCUGCGGCCUGUUAAAGGACAGCACGAUGUCCCUCACACUCCACCUGAAGUCCUGCCCUCCCUCUGUCAUCAGGGGUUUGAUUCUACAAAAGAAACCAAACAUCAGAAACAUGUCCGGCAUGGCUGGGGCCGCAGGGCAGCGGCCAGCCGGCGUGGUGCUCCUGCACAGGUCCCUCGCCCCGGACUUCGAGAAGUUCUGCCAGGCCAACAGGGGCCCUCUGCCCCUGCUGGGCAAAAGCGAGCCAGGAAGAUGGGCGUUGCCUGCCCUGGGCACUGUCCCAGACACCAGGGUGGACCGUCCCCGGUUCCAUAAGUACGAGUUCGGCGCCUGCACGGGCAGCCUGGCCUCACUGGAGGAGCACGCGGAGCAGCUCAAGGACAUGGUGACCUUCUUCUUGGGCUGCCGCUGGUCCCUGGAGGGGGCCCUGGAGAAAGCGGGGCUGCCCAGAAGAGACCCAGCAGGCCAUGGCCACAUGGCGGCCUACAAGACAACAGUGCCUUGCAUCACAGUUGCUGGCUUUUGCUGCCCUCUGGUGGUCACAAUGAGGCCCGUCCCCAAAGACAAGCUGGAAAAGCUGGUGCAAGCCAUUUGCUCAAUGGAGGGUGAGCAAGGACAACCCAUUCACAUUGGCGACCCAGAACUGCUGGGAAUCAAAGACCUUUCCCAACCUGACUUCGGGGAGCCUGAGGUGUGUCAGCCGGGGGACGUCCCGGUGUUCUGGCCUUCUCACCUGACCAGUCUCGAAGCUGUCAGCGGCUGCAAGGCCCCGCUGGCUUUCACCAGCGCACCGGGUUGCACAGUUAUGACUGACCUGAAGGAUAUGGAGGCUCCAGCCGGUUGUCUCACCCCAGAGAAAAUUCCAGAGGUCCACUGCAUUUCCCAAGAUCCUUUGCACUACAGCAUCACAUCAGCUUCAGCCGUUCGGAAGAUCAGAGAACUAGAGACUAUAAUUGCCGUAGACCCAGGCAACCGGGGGAUCGGGCACCUGCUCUGCAAAGAUGAGCUGCUAAAGGCCUCCCUGUCGCUGUCACAUGCCCACUCGGUGCUCAUCACCACCGGGUUCCCCACGCAUUUUAACCACGAGCCUCCGGAAGAGACAGAUGGCCCGCCCGGAGCCCUUGCUCUGGCCGCCUUCCUGCAGGCCUUGGAGAAGGGCGUCUCCAUGGUGGUUGACCAGAGAGCCUUGAGCUUGUUCAAGACGCUUGUUGAAGAGGCUGUUGAGCAAGGUGUCCUGAAGGCACAGAUCCCGGUACUGACUUACCCGGCUGGGUCGGCGGGGGCUGCCCGGACAUUCCUCUGCGGUGAUGGGGGCCCCAGGGCUCCUAGAUUCGACCAUCUGGUGGCGAUAGAGCGCGCAGGACGGGCUGCUGAUGGGAAUUACUACAAUGCAAGGAAAGUGAACAUCAAGCAUUUGGUUGAUCCCAUUGACAACCUUUUCCUUGAAGCCCAGAAAAUUCCUGGAAUCUCAUCAACAGGGGUCGGGGACGGAGGCAAUGAGCUUGGGAUGGGCAAAGUCAAGGAGGCCGUGAAGAGCCACAUACGAAAUGGGGAUGUCAUCGCCUGUGACGUGGAGGCUGACUUUGCUGUCAUCGCUGGUGUUUCUAACUGGGGAGGCUAUGCCUUGGCCUGUGCUCUGUACAUCCUGAACUCCUGUGAGGUCCAUGCGCGCUCCCUGAGGAAGGCAGCCGGGCCCUCCAGAGCAGCUGGUGAAGAGAGCUGGACUCAGGCGCUCCCAUCCAUCAGCAAGGAAGAAACAAUGUUGGGCAUCUUGGUGCGGCACAAAAUCCGGAGUGGUGUCUCGGGCAACGUGGGCAUGGAGGUGGACGGGCUGCCCUUCCACGACACCCACGCCCAGAUGAUCCAGAAGCUGUUGGACGUCACCACGGUGCGCCUGUGACCCUACGCGUUACGCGCCUGGGGCCUCAUCUGGAUCUGAGGAGGAGCCCCUGAGGGCGCCGCUCCUUCCUGCAGCAGCUGUGCACACGGACCUGGGCCUGGGGUGCGCCGGGCUGGGCGCCUCCCACCUGCUGCCUGGGAGGGCGGUGCGGGUGGACCGAGGACCUGUCCCUCCGGGGCUUCCAGGUUUUGCCUUUGUUUGUACGGUGCCAGUGGCAUUGGUUUCAACCCUCCUUCACCCCGGUUUCUUCAGGCCGCCCUCAGGGUCUGCUUGGAGGGUCUCCUGACCCAUCCCUCACGGGGACACCGGUGAGCAGUGGGGAAGCAGGCAGACAGCGCCGUAGGUCACCGGGCCGGAAACAGCCCCCAGGCUGAUGAUGAAAUAGUAAAAUGCACACACGUGUGGGUUAUAUUUAUGAAACUCCAGGGCUUUUAAAGGUUUACUCAGCCCAUGACCAAUAAAAUAC
Messenger RNA from Pteronotus mesoamericanus, 2833 nucleotides. It is a transcript of the gene DGLUCY, whose product is annotated as D-glutamate cyclase. Lineage: Eukaryota; Metazoa; Chordata; Mammalia; Chiroptera; Mormoopidae. Gene Ontology annotation, biological process: glutamate metabolic process. Gene Ontology annotation, molecular function: D-glutamate cyclase activity. The record is from RefSeq and is a predicted model, not a curated record. The transcript has 15 exons. The coding region runs from base 496 to 2367 and encodes 623 amino acids.